UCUACUUUUACUCAAGUACAAGAUCUGAGUACUUCUUCCCCUUCUGGUUGCUACAAUGUCGAUUUUAAACGUUUUGUUUUUACAAAGAUAAAGUUCCAAAUGUGUAUUUUCAGCUUAUUAUUUGCCUAUGUAUUGGGAAAAUACUGAAUGUACUCUUCCAAUAUCAGAGUACACAUGAUAACAAAGGUAUCCCAACUGUAGCUGUACAUGACAGGAUGUAUGAUUAUCUUGAAGAGCAUCAGGACUGUUUUAGGCAUAUAGCUACGUGACAACAAUUAACGUUUCCCAUUUUGCAUAAUUGUUCGAACUCUAUGCAAACAACCGUUGCGACUGACCGAUUUGCAUGAACUCAGAUGACUGGCUAACUGUAAACUAGAUAUAUAUUAAACACUGUCAGCGGUAACAACACCCGCAAUCAGAGAGCAAACAACGAUGGACGCCGCUCUACUGCUGAUCAUGGCAGCUGCAGGCAAGUCUUUUAUGGAUUUGGAUAUAUUUAAUUUUGCUAUUGAUUAUUUCAUGUAAACCUGAGGGGUGGUGGGAUAAAUGACGAGAUUAUAUUUCUGAUUCUAUUUGACAAUUGAUUGUUUUGCAGACUUUACAUCUGUUAUCAUGUUUUAAAGGUAAUCGUCUAAAAUAGGUGCAGCUGAAUGCUAAAUAUUUCACUGUGAAUUGUGAGAAGGAGAAGUCCAGAUGUAUCAUGAUAAUUACACAGCCUACACUGAAAAAUUAAACAUUGAGGAUGUAUUAUGUCAACAGAUUACACAUAACUGUAUUGGGUUAGUUGAAAGCGGUAAUAUUAAGUUGAACCCAGUAUUACUUAUUUAAACUUAAUAUUAUUGCUUUCAACUAACCUAAUACAGUUAUGUUAAAUCUAUGUAGACACAAUACAUUUAAUUAAAGUCAACGUUAAAGUAUUUUCCGUGUGAUUAUGUGAUUUUAAAAAGUCAAGUUAUACCCUAGAAUCUAGAUGAAUGUCUGUGUCUCCACAGGGCUGAGCGCUGUCUCAUCACAUGCUGGACGUCAGUACCAUUUUGUUUAUGAAAAAAUGACCUUUGAUGAAGCACAGAGAUACUGCCGAGAGAAUUACACAGACCUGGCCACUGUAGACAGCAUGGAGGUUGUGACUCUCCUGCACAGCAUGGGAGGGUAUGUUGGCGUGAUGGCCUGGAUAGGGCUGUACAAUGACGUGGACAGCUGGAGCUGGUCACUGUCAGACACAAGCUUCUACAAACCGGGGGAGACGGAGUUCAGACGGUGGGAGUCUGGAGCACCACAGAAUGAAAUUGGGAUGAUACUGAUUGUAACAACCGCUUUAGGGCAGUCUGCUUCGAUGUCAGUGAAAGUAGAAACGCCACUGACCACGAUGAAGACUUGUUCGGCUGCAAAUUUCCACAAGUCUGGAAAAUGGGCGGACGGGAGCUGUGGGUGGAAGCUACAAUUCAUUUGCUACAGACAACCUGUUUCAAUGCAAGUGAUCAAAGUGAGGUCCAAUGUGGAUCUGAACGACCGCGCUUUUCUGGAUGAGUUGUUGGUGAAGAUGAAGAAGGAAAUGAGGGACAAGGGCUUGGAUGACAACAUCCAACUGAGCUGGAAGAAGCAGGCGGAUGGACAAGUCUUCCAUAAGGAGGAGGAGAAGAGGGAUGAGCUUUAAAACUGAAUUGCUUUGUCGGCUUGCAUCAGAGAAAAGUGUAUUUCUUUCCUAAAUGUCCUCAUGCAAAAGAAUACAGCCGCAACAACGAGAUGAUUAAUGAAUUAUUUACAAUUAUUUUUGAUAGAAGAUUUGAUGCUUUUCCUUGUAGUUCUUGAUUGUUUUUGUUCAUCAUCGGCUUUGCCUGUAAGAAAUAGUACCACAUUUAAUCUUAAAACAUUUGUAUUCUCUCAUUGUUAUGUCUCGGAA
This is a messenger RNA of Gymnodraco acuticeps, 1900 nucleotides long. RefSeq names its product E-selectin-like. Bases 971 to 1654 code for a protein of 227 amino acids. The transcript has 5 exons. The record is from RefSeq and is a predicted model, not a curated record. NCBI's taxonomy places the organism in Eukaryota, Metazoa, Chordata, Actinopteri, Perciformes, Bathydraconidae.